CUCUACCCUCACCUAGUGCUGAAUAUUGUGAGGAAGGUCGUGACAGACCAAACGAUGACCACAGGACACAAUGCCUCCUUUCGUGGGCGUCAUCGCCUUGGACGGGUCGUCCUCCUCGCCACGGCCCUUAUCAUGCUGAUAUUGUACGCGACCAACUCAAGAUGGGAACACGAGCAGCAACCCCAUCCUAUCGAACCUGGAGUCCUCGAGACUCCUAUCAUCGAUGAUCCUGCCACAGUGAUCGCCAAACAGGCCAACCCCACCAAGGAUCAGGUUGCACCUCAUACCAUGGCAGCCAACCCUGAAGACUCCCCACCGACCGAGGCGCCACGAGCACCAACUGCAAAAUCAUUGACAGAGCAUGAUAAAGAAAUCAGCCCGAGUGGGGAGGGAAAUCUCUAUUCCAAGAUCGGAAAGUUGACCAUGCUGUACUACAACGAAGUGUCUAAGGAUACCAUCUGGUAUGAGAAGGCUCUCUCUGGGCACAAAGAACACAACAUGCGGUUCGGGUACAAACACUUCGUCUUGCGUCACGAAAUCGUGCCCGAUAUCUGGUCGAAGCAGGCUUUCAUCCUCUCGAUCCUGCUGCAAGAGUUGGCAAAACCCAUGGGUGACCGUCUGGAAUGGCUCUUUUGGCACGAUGCUGACCUGGUCUUAAUGAAUUCCAACAUCCCACUCGAGCUCUUCGUGCCGCCGGUCGAAUUUUCUCACAUUCAUCACGUCGUGGCGAAUGAUCUGAACGGUCUGAAUGCUGGAGUCUUCUUCCUGCGUGUCCACGAGUGGUCCAUGUGGUAUUUGUCGGCGGUCAUGUCGUACACCAACUAUCAUCCCGAGCGACCCUUGCGAUAUUCGGAACAGACAGCUAUGGAGUGGCUGAUUCAAGAAGAGAAGUGGGGGCGGAACACCACACACGUUCCACAACGUUGGUUCAAUGCGUACCAAAACUUUGGCAUUGAUGACACGGUCCCUCCUGAGUGGGAAUGGAGACACGGCUAUUUUGAACCUGGAGAUCUGCUGAUUCACCUUCCUGGCACCAGCGAGGCCCGGCCAGACAUCAUCAGGGGAUGGCUCAGCCGCGUUCGGGAUCAGAAUGCGCGGUAUGAAAUACCUCUCGCCGACACGACACACGUCAAAAAUAUCACUGAAUUCUGGAAUAACGACGCUCGCCACGAUAAGAAGAAUCAAGACACGUACUGGCGUCGAUGGCAUAUCUUGAUUAGGGUUGGGACCGAACAAGAUGAUCAGCAAAGAGAGGCUGUCGCUGAAGCCGAAAGGCUUGCGGAUAAAGCUGGACUGAGCCCUGAAAAGAAGGAGCAGAAAGUUGAUGAAGUCAAGGAAAAAUUCAGGAUUCAGAAGAUCGCAGCACUGCGACGAGCAGAACAGGAUAAAUUGAAGGAGGAAGGUCUGUUGCAGGAGCAAGCUCCAACGACGGAAAGAUGAAAUCCCAAACUGUUCUUACUGAGACGAAAGGCUGCAAUCGCAGGGCAUUGGUAUGUCACCAGUCAUUCAUUGGCCACCACCGGUCCUCCCUUUGCUUCUCGACUACGGAGGACCAGUGGACGGCGAGGAAGCAAAGUCGCCAUGCAGAUGGCCAAAUACGAGUGAGCCGGUGGGCAGCAAAGCAGAGAAGGGGACACCUCGUGCGAUGAUCUUUUCGACACGACUUAUCAAUUUGCCUCGAAGCAGAAUAUUCCACGCCGCCUACGAGUCGCUCUCGUACACGUGUGGAAAAGAGACACUGAAGAUCUGUGAAGAUCCUCAGACAUGCAGGGUCUGCGGCCGCUGGCUGGAAGGGGCAUGGCGUGACAGGGAGUCGGUCCCUGUUGUCCCCUGGACGGGGCGAUUAGGCUCAUUAGGGCUCAGAUGUGGCUGGAUCGGUGAAAUUUUCCGGGCGCUCACUGGUCCCUGGCAUCUGGAUUCUGGAUCUUUGGGGCUUACGAUUAUGCCCCUCAUCUGCGCUGUCUGCCCUAUUAUCCAGGGAGCAAUCGCCAGCUGCGCCAGUCACACGCAUUGCGGGCCAACAACAAUGCGGUCUAGACCACCUCAAGGCAAGUGGUGUAUCAAUUAGUACAGGACUUGUAAGGCUUAGGAUAUUGUACAAUAGCCAUGUAUCCGAGGACCCUGUCUGCAUUAUUGUGCAGUCGGUACUGUACGUAUGUUUGGACGUUCCGCGCGGGCCU
Messenger RNA from Exophiala oligosperma, 2180 nucleotides. RefSeq lists its product as uncharacterized. Gene Ontology annotation, molecular function: glycosyltransferase activity. The coding region runs from base 55 to 1440 and encodes 461 amino acids. NCBI's taxonomy places the organism in Eukaryota, Fungi, Ascomycota, Eurotiomycetes, Chaetothyriales, Herpotrichiellaceae. The transcript has 2 exons. The record is from RefSeq and is a predicted model, not a curated record. Gene Ontology annotation, biological process: protein N-linked glycosylation. Gene Ontology annotation, cellular component: Golgi membrane.